UUUGAAGAACUACAUCUCCCGACAGCAUGGUCGCGUUGUGAUGACGUCUCACGAACCUUCCGGAAGCUUGUAAAACAGCUUGCGUCAGAAACUCGCGCAACGCCGUAGCGAAUUUGUUACUUGCCAGGGAAGGUGAACACAACAGUUACGCGCAUCUCCAGUGACACAUCUCCGAACCCAUGUUUGUGGCAAGGCUAGCAUGCCUGAGGAGCCUCCCCCCGGUGGCUCCCGGGCUCCGUCUCGGGCUGGCGCACAACUCCGGCACCCUGAGGUCCUCCGCCCUCAACCUGAAGCCCAGUCCGAGCGUGUUCACGCCGGCGCAGGGUUUUUCUUCAAAAGCGCGAUUUGGUUUCCGCCGAGCAAGGACCGCCAGAGACCAACUCAAGGAGGCGGUUUUCGAGCCGGCCACGGGAACUGCUUUAAAAAUUGACAGCAUGGGGAGAAUGAUUCUAGCUGGAGGUGCCGCAGUGGGACUUGGGGCUUUAUGCUACUAUGGCAUGGGAAUGUCCAAUGACAUCGGUGCCAUUGAGAAAGCAGUGAUCUGGCCUCAGUACGUGAAAGACCGGAUCCACUCCACUUACAUGUACUUUGCGGGCAGCGUCGGCCUGACGGCUCUGUCGGCGGUCGCCGUGAGUCGAACCCCGGCGCUCAUGGGGCUCAUGAUGAGAGGCUCUUGGAUGGCGAUCGGCGCUACCUUUGCAGCCAUGAUCGGCGCCGGCAUGCUGGUCCGGUCCAUCUCUUAUGAGCAUAGCCCCAUGCCCAAGCACCUGGCGUGGAUGCUGCAUGCAGGUGUGAUGGGCGCCGUCGUGGCCCCCCUCACGCUCCUGGGCGGACCCCUGAUGAUGAGGGCCGCCUGGUACACGGCAGGCAUUGUGGGCGGGCUGUCCACGGUGGCCAUGUGCGCCCCGAGCGAGAAGUUCCUCAACAUGGGCGGACCCCUGGCCGUCGGCUUCGGGGUGGUCUUUGCUUCAUCUAUUGGGUCUAUGUUCCUUCCCCCCACCUCGGCGUUCGGGGCCGGGUUGUACUCAGUGGCAGUGUACGGCGGCCUGGUCCUCUUCAGCAUGUUCUUGCUCUACGACACGCAGAAAGUCAUCAAGAGGGCCGAGACGCAGCCACUGUAUGGUGUGCAAAAAUACGACCCUAUUAACGCGUGUCUGGGCAUUUACAUGGACACGCUAAACAUCUUCACCAGGCUGGUGAUGAUCCUGGCAAAUGGCGGCGGCAGAAGGAAGUGAACAUUUUAUUAUUAUUUUUUUUUUCCUCCCCAUUUACGUUCCACUGAGCUGAGUGUUGUCGUAACUUAGCAGCAAACAGUAGUGUUAUACUCUUGCAGUCUCUCAACACAAGCGCUUCACAUACUUAAAAAAAAGAAAUAAAUACUUGCCGAGAACAAAAAUCUUCACGUGCAGAGGCGUCGCUCUGAUGGUGGAAGUGUUUUUAAUUUCUGCCUGUUAUUUGUCGUUGAUCUGCAGUUCAUAUUCGUCAAAACCAUGUAAUAGAUAAAUUACAUUACACUUGUCUGAGUCUUUCUAUGGGUACAUUAAUUUAAUAAAGUGCUGUACAAUACA
Molecule: messenger RNA, 1568 nt
Organism: Syngnathoides biaculeatus (alligator pipefish)
Lineage: Eukaryota; Metazoa; Chordata; Actinopteri; Syngnathiformes; Syngnathidae
Gene: ghitm
Product: growth hormone inducible transmembrane protein
Exons: 9
Coding region: 180-1235 (351 amino acids)
Cellular component (GO): mitochondrial inner membrane
Source: RefSeq, a predicted model, not a curated record